Messenger RNA from Cutaneotrichosporon oleaginosum, 605 nucleotides. RefSeq lists its product as uncharacterized. Gene Ontology annotation, cellular component: endoplasmic reticulum; cytosol. NCBI's taxonomy places the organism in Eukaryota, Fungi, Basidiomycota, Tremellomycetes, Trichosporonales, Trichosporonaceae. The record is from RefSeq and is a predicted model, not a curated record.
UAGAAUUGCCACCCACCUUCACUCCAUCACCAUGUUCGCAGGCAACAACACCCGCGCCCAGACGUCGACCGCAACGCGGCGGCUUAUGAAGGAGUACCGCGAUCUCACGGCGGAUCCGAUCAACGACACGCUCACUGCCGGUCCAGUGUCCGAGGACAACAUGCUCGAGUGGGAGGCGUUGAUCCAGGGGCCCGAGGACACGCCUUAUGAAGGCGGCGUGUUCGCUGCUAAGCUUACGUUCCCGCCCGACUACCCGCUCAACCCUUUCAAGAUGGUGUUUGACCCGCCGCUGCUGCAUCCCAACAUCUACCCCAACGGCACGGUGUGCAUUUCGAUCCUCCACCCCCCCGGCGAUGACCCACUUCGGUAUGAAUCGGCAUCCGAGCGCUGGUCGCCAGUGCAGGGCGUGCGCAGUGUCCUCCUGUCUGUGCUAAGCAUGCUCGCCGAGCCCAACAUCGAGUCGGGCGCCGACGUCGAGUGCUGCAAGCUGUAUCGGGAGAACAAAGCCGAGUUUGAGCGCCGCGUCCGCGAGCAGGUCCGCAACCUCCUUGGCCUCUAGCUUCAUCCAUAGGGUAUCUAUGUAUUGUUAACAGCUUAGUCGUCCU